GUGUGUGUGUGUGUGUGUGUGUGUGUGUGUGUGUGUGUGUGUUCUUGUACUUGCUGCUGAGUGAGGACUUGCUACAGUUUUUAACCCACAGUGUGAGGUCUAUUUUGGGAAGUGAGGACAUUUAGGCUAGUCCUCACUUUGAGUUGAUUGAAAUCAACUCCCAAGACCAUAUAGAUGCUACCCUAGCAGUUUCAAAGCAGUCCUCAUUUUUGUACAAAUUCAUGGUUUUUACUCUGGAACGUUCACACUGAUUUUGCUCCGGAGCUCCCCUGGUGUAUGAUUACAGAACUGCAACAAAAAUUUUCACACUGAUUUACUCCGGAGCUCCCCUGGUGUAUGAAUACGGUACUGCACCUUAAUUACAUAGGAGUUACUAAGCAGACCCUCUCCAUGAGUGCUGCAGUUUAAUAGACUUCAUUUUAUUCAACACAUGAUAUAAGAAGUUAUUUAAAACUGUAAAUAAAGAGUAAUAACAAGUGCAUAUUUACCAGUAUUCAGUAAUAAGAAUAUUUUAUGAGAGCAGCCUGAUUAAAAAAUAAAAAACAUCAGAGAUAUGACUCACAUUCAUUAAGUUUUAAACACUAAAGUUAAAUAAUGCAACAACUCUGUAUUAUUUGUUUAAAUGAAAAUAAAAAAGUGAAAAAAUUCAGAUAUGAUUAAGUAUUUACAGUAAAUGCAUGGUAUCCUUUUUUCUGGAGAAACAAGGCAAUGUUUACUGAAAGUCUUUAUUAACAGUAGCAUACCUGCGGAUGCUUGCUUUAAGAACUAAAAUAUUACAAUUUCCUAUGAAAGUUCUUAUGCAAUGAUUCAUUAUUAUAUAAUAAUUCAUUCAUUAUACGUAAUUUCCGGGACAAACUAUGUGUUAAUUGGCAAUUCAGUGAACAUUUUAGUGUCAGAGGAGGGCCUUAAAUGGACCCCCUGCACAGAGGAGGCUGAAACUUUAGUAUGUUGUUCUGCUCAUCUUAGGGAUCAUUUUUGUUUUGGUUUGACCUCCCUGACUGCCUCCUGUCCCAUCCACAGACCCCGAACAUUUUCAAUCCAAUGCUAAUAAAUGCUACAGGCAAAGCCUCAGAACUCUGUCAUCAUAGCUUCAAAUGAGCUGAAACUUCUGUCAUACAUGCAGGACCCUGUUAGGAACAUGCAUGUGUAGUUCCAUAUCUGUAUCUGCUUCAGGAGCUAAAUGAGAAGACAAUAGCAAACAGGUACGUGGACUUAGCUUUUAGCAUAAAUUAGGUCUCAAAUAGUUUCAAAUAAGCCUUUCUAAGGUGUUUUAGACCCCAGGCCUGCUCUCAAAGCACUUAGCAUGGAGUGAGGAGUGACUCCUGAUGAUUUUGAUGCCUUCAACUCUGCAUUUGGGGUUCUACGGGUCUCAUUUGACUGUGUGAGGCCUACUUGUAGUGAUGAAGCCUGCCUGUUUUGACCCUGUUGCUUUUUUGGUGUCAUUUGGCCUCUGAUGCAUCUACAGAUAUAAAAAUUGAUCUAUGACACCUUUGGAAAUCAUAGAAUCAUAUUCCGGUGGAACCAAGUCUGUGGCCCCUCCCAAACAGGAAGUAGCCAACAAAAGAGCGUAGAGCCAUGAUAUUGCACAUAAUUUUUUCUUCCCAAAGUCUGAAUACCCACAGAAAAUUUCAGCUCAUUUGAAGUUAUUUUGACCUGAUUUUUGACAUUUAAUGUUGCAAAAAAAGUGACAGUCUAAUCAGCUCCUGUUCGGGUUUCUUAAAACCCAGGGGUCUGAAACUACCAGGAUAGACUUGUCUGAGGCCUAAGAAUACGUGUGUGAAAUUUGGUGAAUGUGGCACAUUCACAAGUCCUUAAUUAGAUCCAAAACCAUGUUCACUUGACGAACCCUCUCAGGGUCAAUGCAUGACACAGCAUCAUUUUUUCUAGUUUCAGAGGAGGGCCUUAAAUGGACCCCCUGCACAGAGGAGGCUGAAACUUUAGUAUGUUGUUCUGCUCAUCUUAGGGAUCAUUUUUGUUGUGGUUUGAUCUUCCUGACUGCCUCCUGUCCCAUCCACAGACCCCGAACAUUUUCAAUCCAAUGCUAAUAUAUGCUACAGGCAAAGCCUCAUAACUCUGUCAUCAUAGCUUCAAAUGAGCUGAAGUUUCUGUCAUACAUGCAGGACUCUGCUAGGAACAUGCAUGUGUAGUUCCAUAUCUGUAUCUGCUUCAGGAGCUAAAUGAGAAGACAAAAGCAAACAGGUAUGUGGACUUAGCUUUUAGCAUAAAUUAGGUCUCAAAUAGUUUCAAAAAAGCCUUUCUAAGGUGUUUUAGACCCCAGGCCUGCUCUCAAAGCACUUAGCAUGGAGUGAGGAGUGACUCCUGAUGAUUUUGAUGCCUUCAACUGUUCAUUUGGUGUUCUAGGGGUCUCAUUUGACUGUGUGAGGCCUACUUGUAGUGAUGAAGCCUGCCUGUUUUGACCCUGUUGCUUUUUUGGUGUCAUUUGGCCUCUGAUGCAUCUACAGAUAUAAAAAUUGAUCUAUGACACCUUUGGAAAUCAUAGAAUCAUAUUCCGGUGGAACCAAGUCUGUGGCUCCUCCCAGACAGGAAGUAGCCAACAAAAGAGCGUAGAGCCAUGAUAUUGCACAUAAUUUUUUCUUCCCAAAGUCUGAAUACCCACAGAAAAUUUCAGCUCAUUUGAGGUUAUUUUGACCUGAUUUUUGACAUUUAAUGUUGCAAAAAAAUUGACAGUCUAAUCAGCUCCUGUUCGGGUCUCUUAAAACCCAGGGGUCUGAAACUACCAGGAUAGACUCUUCUGAGGCCUAAGAAUACGUGUGUGAAAUUUGGUGAAUGUGGCACAUUCACAAGUCCUUAAUUAGAUCCAAAACCAUGUUCACUUGACGAACCCUCUCAGGGUCAAUGCAUGACACAGCAUCAUUUUUUCUAGUUUCAGAGGAGGGCCUUAAAUGGACCCCCUGCACUGAGGAGGCUGAAACUUCAGUAUGUUGUUCUGCUCAUCUUAGGGAUCAUUUUUGUUGUGGUUUGAUCUUCCUGACUGCCUCCUGUCCCAUCCACGGACCCCGAACAUUUUCAAUCCAAUGCUAAUAAAUGCUACAGGCAAAGCCUCAUAACUCUGUCAUCAUAGCUUCAAAUGAGCUGAAAUUUCUGUCAUACAUGCAGGACCCUGUUAGGAACAUGCAUGUGUAGUUCCAUAUCUGUAUCUGCUUCAGGAGCUAAAUGAGAAGACAAUAGCAAACAGGUACGUGGACUUAGCUUUUAGCAUAAAUUAGGUCUCAAAUAGUUUCAAAUAAGCCUUUCUAAGGUGUUUUAGACCCCAGGCCUGCUCUCAAAGCACUUAGCAUGGAGUGAGGAGUGACUCCUGAUGAUUUUGAUGCCUUCAACUCUGCAUUUGGGGUUCUACGGGUCUCAUUUGACUGUGUGAGGCCUACUUGUAGUGAUGAAGCCUGCCUGUUUUGACCCUGUUGCUUUUUUGGUGUCAUUUGGCCUCUGAUGCAUCUACAGAUAUAAAAAUUGAUCUAUGACACCUUUGGAAGUCAUAGAAUCAUAUUCCGGUGGAACCAAGUCUGUGGCCCCUCCCAAACAGGAAGUAGCCAACAAAAGAGCGUAGAGCCAUGAUAUUGCACAUAAUUUUUUCUUCCCAAAGUCUGAAUACCCACAGAAAAUUUCAGCUCAUUUGAAGUUAUUUUGACCUGAUUUUUGACAUUUAAUGUUGCAAAAAAAGUGACAGUCUAAUCAGCUCCUGUUCGGGUUUCUUAAAACCCAGGGGUCUGAAACUACCAGGAUAGACUUGUCUGAGGCCUAAGAAUACGUGUGUGAAAUUUGGUGAAUGUGGCACAUUCACAAGUCCUUAAUUAGAUCCAAAACCAUGUUCACUUGACGAACCCUCUCAGGGUCAAUGCAUGACACAGCAUCAUUUUUUCUAGUUUAAGAGGAGGGCCUUAAAUGGACCCCCUGCACUGAGGAGGCUGAAACUUCAGUAUGUUGUUCUGCUCAUCUUAGGGAUCAUUUUUGUUGUGGUUUGAUCUUCCUGACUGCCUCCUGUCCCAUCCACGGACCCCGAACAUUUUCAAUCCAAUGCUAAUAUAUGCUACAGGCAAAGCCUCAUAACUCUGUCAUCAUAGCUUCAAAUGAGCUGAAACUUCUGUCAUACAUGCAGGACCCUGUUAGGAACAUGCAUGUGUAGUUCCAUAUCUGUAUCUGCUUCAGGAGCUAAAUGAGAAGACAAAAGCAAACAGGUAUGUGGACUUAGCUUUUAGCAUAAAUUAGGUCUCAAAUAGUUUCAAAUAAGCCUUUCUAAGGUGUUUUAGACCCCAGGCCUGCUCUCAAAGCACUUAGCAUGGAGUGAGGAGUGACUCCUGAUGAUUUUGAUGCCUUCAACUGUUCAUUUGGUGUUCUAGGGGUCUCAUUUGACUGUGUGAGGCCUACUUGUAGUGAUGAAGCCUGCCUGUUUUGACCCUGUUGCUUUUUUGGUGUCAUUUGGCCUCUGAUGCAUCUACAGAUAUAAAAAUUGAUCUAUGACACCUUUGGAAGUCAUAGAAUCAUAUUCCGGUGGAACCAAGUCUGUGGCUCCUCCCAAACAGGAAGUAGCCAACAAAAGAGCGUAGAGCCAUGAUAUUGCACAUAAUUUUUUCUUCCCAAAGUCUGAAUACCCACAGAAAAUUUCAGCUCAUUUGAAGUUAUUUUGACCUGAUUUUUGACAUUUAAUGUUGCAAAAAAAGUGACAGUCUAAUCAGCUCCUGUUCGGGUUUCUUAAAACCCAGGGGUCUGAAACUACCAGGAUAGACUCGUCUGAGGCCUAAGAAUACGUGUGUGAAAUUUGGUGAAUGUGGCACAUUCACAAGUCCUUAAUUAGAUCCAAAACCAUGUUCACUUGACGAACCCUCUCAGGGUCAAUGCAUGACACAGCAUCAUUUUUUCUAGUUUCAGAGGAGGGCCUUAAAUGGACCCCCUGCACAGAGGAGGCUGAAACUUUAGUAUGUUGUUCUGCUCAUCUUAGGGAUCAUUUUUGUUGUGGUUUAAUCUUGCCGACUGCCUCCUGUCCCAUCCACGGACCCCGAACAUUUUCAAUCCAAUGCUAAUAAAUGCUACAGGCAAAGCCUCAUAACUCUGUCAUCAUAGCUUCAAAUGAGCUGAAAUUUCUGUCAUACAUGCAGGACCCUUUUAGGAACAUGCAUGUGUAGUUCCAUAUCUGUAUCUGCUUCAGGAGCUAAAUGAGAAGAUAAAAGCAAACGGGUGUUGUGUGGACAUAGCUUUUAGGAUAAAUUAGGUCUCAAAUAGUUUAUUUGGGCUAUAAAUUAACCCCCAGUUAUUUAUUCAGGAGUCUAGGUGCCUUAUAUGACUGUGAGAGGGCUACCUGUAGUUAUGAAGCUUACCUGUUUUGACCCUGAUGCUUUUUGGUGCUAUUUGUAUAUAAAUUGACAGUCUGAUUUGCUCCUGUUUGCCCCUAUGACCUCCAGAAUAUUUUUGUGUACUUAAGCAUUGAACGGUUGGAUUUCUAUAAGAUUUCCUAAUUCACUCGUGUGGCCAAAAUUAUGCGGUAACAUGCUGACCUCUGAAAAGGUUUUUUUUUUCAUGUGAUUGAAAUGACACAGGGUUUAGUUUCAUUUACUCUCAUUUAAUAUAAAUUAUUAACUUAAUAAUGAAAAUUAUUAACCCUAAUCAAUUUUAAAACAAAUAUUUGCUCUUUAUAUAUUUUUGUGUACAUUUUGUAUAUAAUUUUUGUCUACAAUUGCAAUAAAAUAGUAUUCUUUGUGAUUGUUAAUAACAGUAGUUGAUGGUAACAUACAUACACAUUAAUUUCCCUCUGUGGAUAAACAGGAGAUCAUAAAUAAGCUUAAACUUCCAGCUCUGAUCAUACAAACUUAAAGUCCUCACUAGGACUUUUUUCUACAUGGCUUCAUGCUCACUCUUCAUGUCUGUUCGAUACCAGCUCCAGAUUUCUGCUCCCCUCCCCCACAACUGUGUAAUAACUCAAAGUCCUCACUACGACUUUUUUUCUACACGAGUUCAUGCUCACUUUUCAUGUCUGUUCGGAUACCAGCUGCAGAUUUCUUCUCCCCCUCCCCCACCACAGUUUACAGCGCGGCAACCAAUUAUCCAAUCAGAGCGCUCGGUGAGGGGGUGUGUGGCCAAAACAUGAAACUUUUUCAGACAGUGACAGUCUGAAGAGGAUACGCUGGAUUCGAAUUAAUCACCAUAAAAGUGAAAGGAUACAUCAGGAAAGUCAGGUAAGAAACGAUUUUUUUUUAUUUAAGUAAAAUAAAAAUUAAGUAAAUGUUUUUAAGGGUAAAUUUUUUUUAUAUAUAGAUAGUUUAAAUAACAUGGUUGAGUUGUGGGGUUCUGAGACUGAUGAGCUGCUGUUUUACUCUAAUUUUUCUUGUUUUAAAUAAUAAGUCAGAUAUUUUGAGCUCUGUGGAUCUUAUUUUGAGCUCGUUAUUAUAGUGUAGUUAGACAGAGCGAGCUUGGCUGUUGGCAUGAACGUUAGCCGUCUGCUGCGGUGUGUGCACACUCAUUCUUGUUCACUACUCAGUUUGGCGUUUGCACGGUAUGAUUAAGAGAGAAGUUGUUUUUUUUUAAAUCUUCGUUUCUGUGUGACCAGAGUUUAGAUGGGCUGAUGACAGACAGACAGACAGUCAGUCGGUCAAACAGACAGUCAGACAGACAGAUAGACAUUGUUUCCAAAGUGUUCAUCUGAGCCUCAGAUAAGUGUAAAGUUAAAUCAGAUAUAUAUCAUAUUAUGAGUUACAUUAUAUGUCUAACGGUUAGAGAUAAAUUUUUAGUAAUUUUUCAGCUACUUAAACAGAGAGAAGAUGAGCCCUGGGCUUAUCUCCCUGUUUUUAGAGGAAUACUCCAGAAUUAUCUGGUUUGUUGUCAAUAAAUGAUCUAGAAUUAUCUGGUUUGUUGUCAAUAAAUGAUCUAGAAUUAUCUGGUUUAUUAUCAAUAAAUGAUCUAGAAUUGUCUGGUUUAUUAAGGAUAAAUCAUCAGCAGUUUAUUAUUGAUAAUUUAUCUGUUUUCUAUUUACUGAAUCACCCACAAUUAUCUGGUUUAUAUCUAAUAAAUCAUUUAAAAUUAUUUGGUUUAUUGAUAAUAAACGAUCUAGAAUAGUCUGGUUUGUUUUUAAUUAGUUGUCUAGAAUUAUCUUAUUGUUCAAUCAUUAGGAAUUUUCUGUUUUAUAUCAGGAAUGCUACGGUUCAUUAUUGAUGGAUUAAUAUGUUUCUUUAAAUGCAGUAAAAUAGUAUUCUUUGUGAUUGUUAGUAAUAGUAGUUGAUGGUAACAUACAAACACACAUUAAUUUCCCUCUGUAGAUAAACAGUAGAUCGUGAAUAAGCUUUAACUUCCAGCUCUGAUCAUACAAACUCACUAUGACUUUUUUUCUACAUAGGCUCAUGCUCAUUCUUUAUGUCUGGUCAGUUACCAGCUGCAGAUUUCUGCUCCCCUCCCCCACCACAGUUCACAGCACAUCAACCAGUUAUGUAAUAGUUAAUAAUGUUAAAAGUAAUUAACAUGAAAGGAUGAAAUAACACGUUUGUAUUUAAUAAAUCAUCUUGAGAUUAUGGUUUGCUUAACAUACAGCUUACACAAUUUGUAUAACACUCCAGACUUGGUAAUGUAGUGAGUGCUAAAAUGCUUAGAUAGCUACAGAAAUGUGCACUAUUAGACGCUUGAGGUAAUUAAACACACUCACAGGAUGGUAAGUUGACUGAUAAGAAUUGGAGAUGAUCAUCAUUUUCUCCGAUGAUUUUCUUUCUUUGAUAUCUGUGCCAAAACUGACAAAAAUGUUCCCUUUGUUAAUAUUGUAUUAAAAACAUAUCUAAUAAUUUAAAUAAAACCAUACACUAGAAUUUGUAAACAUUUUGACUUAUUUCUAUAUUUUUCUAUCUUCAGGAUCCACAGCCAACACAACCCUGGGCUCAGUACCACGCCGAGACAGGAGGCGCUCAACUGCCAACGAAAAAAUGGGUCAACUUAGAGAUAUGAUGAUGAAGCUGAUGGCAAGGCUGAGGAAGAUGUGGGUAAGUCCAUACUCUGGAAACAUUUGCCGUGCAUUUAACACCUAGGCCUUCAGUGCCGUUCCACUUAGUCCUACCUUAAUUAAUACACUUAAUAAUACCAUUAAUCUGACAUCAUGGCAUGAGAAUCCAUCAGAAUCACGCUUAAACCCUGCAUCACCUAAAUAUGGGCUAGUCAAGCAACACAUAAUUCCCAGAGUAUAUAAAACCAAUAAACACACAUUCACAGCUAAGAGUAGGAAACUAAGAUCACAGAUACUGUCAAAACUCACAAAUAAAAGGCGAUUUUAAGAUGUAAGUCAACAAAGGGCCACCAAAAGUACACUAUGUGAGCUAAAACAAGUUUGUCCAAUAAAUUGCUCAUUGUCACCAUUAAAGAUAUAAAGCUUGCACUCACCAGUACGGAUCUCCUCCGCAGGGCCUGCUUAUUUGAAAAUAAAAUCUGUCCUCCUUUCUUUUCUUAAGAGGACUUCACUGGCUGUGUUGUACAGUUUAUCUGUGCAUUUCAGUUCCAUCGAUAAGACCUUUUCUGUGGCCACGGAGGCUUAUGCUGUCUGUCAUGUUUCUAUACAGAGAAAUACAGCGAUAGCUGUUGGUAGCUAACAGAUCUCUGGUUUAGUUCGAGGUUUUGCGAAGUACUGCCUUUUAGGUUCUAAUGAGUGCUUAUCCAAUCACAGGAUGCGUACAUGUCCAGUUCAGACCUUCUAGCUGUAUAUAUAUGUAUAGAUAUAUAUAUAUAUAUAUAUGAAACUGUGACAGGUCCAUCUAAAGUCACCUUUGCGGUCUCUCUUAGGAGAAGUCCAGGAGUGCAGCAAGACCAGCUUUGAAGAAGAGACAGAAGUUUGCAAAAAGACGAGCAAAUGAUUGGAGUAAGUCCAGACCUAGAAACACCAGUAAGCCUUUUUUUAGAGUCAGUACUUUUAAUUUCAGGUGUCUCCUUUGUUUUCUCAUGUGAAGAGGGACAUUGGUUGACUGGAACAGGACCAUCUAACAAGACACCGAAGUCUGCGGCUAAGCCAUGGGAUGAAGGUGAGUGUGAGGAUGAAUGUGGUAGGUCCAAGUUUCUUUUGUAAACGUAGGUUAUGAAGUAAAAACCAAACUUGACUUGGGUCAGUUCUCUUCUUAUUGUCUAUGUUAUUGAGCAGGUCUAAAAGAGUUCAUUGGAUUUGUUUUUUUAAAGUUCUGUGGUGUUGCCGAGCACUGUCAGUCCAUCCUGUAUUUCUGCAGCCAUGGAGCCACGUUUCUAAUGUCAAGUUUACUUAAGCUAGUAGCAAGAAGAACAAAAGGAAUUUUCCACCAAGAUGAGCAGUUAUUUCCCUUUCUUCAGACCAUUAAAUGUUAAUUUAAUUAUAGUGUUAAAGUGAAAGGGAAACAUUGAAAUAAGUUCAUUUUUAACUAAAAAGUGAGCAGUGAUGCACUAUUACAUGUGGACAUUAGUGCUAUAAUUGUCUACUUAUUCAUAUAGAAUUGUUGACCAGUACAGAAGUAUUUGUCCUCCUCACAUUCAGGAAAAUGGUCAGCACCCAUGUGGAACUACUAUACUGCUCUGAGUUUCCACACAGGGCUGCUAAGCGGUUGCAAAAAACACACUCAGCUCAGAACAUCAAAGCAGCGAUAAAUUUAAACAUCCAUGUACAGGAGAAGCAAGAGUUUAAAGACCCACUGCCUAUUUUACUGCCUCCUGUUAGUGAACAUCUUAGUUUCACAUUUUAAAACAAUCUUGGACACAGACGAGGAGACGAGAGACAAAUACACAAAUGUUCAGACUAACUCUUAAAGCAGAUAUGUCACUCUUUUCUAUUCUCUCCUUCAUAAUAACUUCAGCAGCAGCAUCUCUCUGAACAAUCACAAUAAAACAUGGUGGAUUAUCUCAUAAUAAUAAAUUAAAUAAUAGAGCUAUGAUCAGAAAAAACAAACACACAGUUGCAGGACACAGCAGCAAGGUUUAACUUUCAAACUUUGUAAAACCCUUUAAGUGGAUUUACACUGAAAAUGCAGUUAAAGUUUGGUGUUCAUACUAGAUGCAUGAAACAUUUGAGAUCACAAGGUAAAUGUAUUUUGCCAUAAUCUUUGAAAAUAGUUGUAAACUGCUCCACAAACAGGACCCUGCGUGAAGCUGUGAGACUAACUAAAAUACCUGUGUCAGCAUUAUAGUCUGUCUUUAUUGUUCAUCGGAGCUUCAGGCGAAGCAGAACGACCUGACUCCAAAACGAAGUGUUUCAGACAGAGGCUGAAAAAACGAUAUCUAGAUACACAAGAGUGAGAAAUUUUAGGCUUUUUGAUCUGAAAAUCACGUAAAACUAUUGAAGAGAUAUCAGAAAAGGAGUAUAGAAUCUGAGAAAAACUGCACGACACCCCCCCUUUAAAUUUAUGCUCCAAAUCAAAAAGCUGUUAAAUGAAUACUUCAGUAUUUCCAUUAACACAAUUAUUUUACAUUCUAUUUAUCAAAAUGUUUGUGUUUACAUGUUUGGAUUUGUCUUGAUGUAUUCACCAGAGCUGUGCAUGCUGAAGAGACCAUAGUUGGUGUGAGACAUUGUCGCUCCUUUUAGACAUCGUUUAAAUCCAUUCAGGAUUUUCCCGCAGUCUGAGUGCCAGCCUUCUGUCUAGCUUUGCUCUGUCUCUGUAGUUUAUGAAUCCAAAAUAAAGCCACACCUCUGUUGUAAAGUUUGAGAUGUCUAAAGCGCAGCUGCUGGUUCCACCAUGUUUAUUUGGGGCAUAGAAAGCAAAUCUUGUUGCGCAGAAUUUUGACUUGUGAGAGGAGUAAUUGUCAGGAAAAGGAAGAUUAAAAGAUCACUCUCUGGACUAAAUGAAUUGAAGAAUAAGAAUCAAUUUAAAUAAAUCAAAUCCAGUCCUAGUUUCUAUAAAUAUGUGAAUCUGUACUCAGAUCAGCUUCUUUGUUCUCUGUCUUACAGGUGCUUCAAAAGGACGAACUAAAAGACCAUGGUCAAAGGAGGAGAAGGCUGCAGUCCUCCGAAGCAUGGCUAAACUUGUGGCUUUGAAGAGGGUCCUUGCAAAAGUCAAAUUGCAGCAGCACAUUGGAAAGAAGUCGCCAACCCUCAGCAAUCGGACAUGGCAAGACAUCAAGUACUCUGUUUACAGUAAAAUCAAAACAGCAAAGCGAAAUCUGUUUAAGUGUGAAAGGUUCAGGUCCACUUCAUGGUUUUGAGGUUGUGGUUUUAUGUUAUAAGGGAAGAAGUUGACAGAUUUAUAAAAAAAUAAAAGUUCUCAGUUGUUCUACACUUCCUGUCUUUUAUUCAGUUUGUGAGCCCUUCUGCUAUUUCAGUGUCAUAGAUGGAUCUGUUGGUGUUUCUCAACAAAGUUAUCUAAUCUUACUAUAAACAGCUUCUCCUUCAUUUUUUUGAGGGGGAAGUUAAGGAAUAUUUUCAUUUCUGUUACGAGCUCAAUUAGAUUUUUUUUUCCCCAACAUCUUCCUAGAGUUGGGGAGGUAAAAAAAUGGUCUACAAAAGUUUGGAUUAUUACUUUUUUAUAUUAAAAACUACAAAUCAAUCACACUUAUCCUUCCUAAUCAGAAUAAAUUCACUGUAUUUAUUAAUUCGUUUGAUAUGACUGAGACCAAGUUCGGUCCUCACUCUGUCAGCUAAAAUCUUUUUUUGAAAAACUUGCUAAUUCAUGUAAACUCAGUGAAUGUAUAGGUCAAGGGUGCCCUCCAGUGUCCUAAAUGAUGUUUUUCAUGUUUCUAAGUUAAACAGAACUGGUAGUCCUCGCUUUGUGGGUCUUUUGUCAUAGACCUCACAAAGCAGCAAGUACAAGAAUGUGUGUGUGUGUAUGUGUGUGUGUGUGUGUGUGUGUGUGUGUGUCUUAA
This is a messenger RNA of Xyrichtys novacula (pearly razorfish), 11790 nucleotides long. The record is from the annotation of a GenBank genome assembly. NCBI's taxonomy places the organism in Eukaryota, Metazoa, Chordata, Actinopteri, Labriformes, Labridae.